Messenger RNA from Dunckerocampus dactyliophorus (ringed pipefish), 2766 nucleotides. RefSeq names its product voltage-dependent calcium channel gamma-2 subunit-like. Lineage: Eukaryota; Metazoa; Chordata; Actinopteri; Syngnathiformes; Syngnathidae. Bases 306 to 1274 code for a protein of 322 amino acids. Gene Ontology annotation, cellular component: AMPA glutamate receptor complex; voltage-gated calcium channel complex; postsynaptic density membrane. Gene Ontology annotation, biological process: positive regulation of synaptic transmission, glutamatergic; postsynaptic neurotransmitter receptor diffusion trapping; neurotransmitter receptor transport, postsynaptic endosome to lysosome. Gene Ontology annotation, molecular function: channel regulator activity; voltage-gated calcium channel activity. The transcript is spliced from 4 exons. The record is from RefSeq and is a predicted model, not a curated record.
AGGACUCAAAGUUUGACCUGCGCCUGACCCCCCAGGACAAACACCGCCCCCCCUCCCCACCACCACCCUCAAACGCGCUCAUCUUAUUUCUCACCUGGUCAGUGCCCCCCCCAAAACCAACCAUACGAUUUCCCCCGAGCUCCCCUAAUUCCCCCGCCCCCCCAGCGGCCCCCCGCUACCACCGCCGUCUGCCCCAGGCCGCCCACCCCCCAUUUUCCGAGCUGGCGUGGCGACGCAAACUCACAAAUAUUUACUUCCUGUACGUGAAGAGGAAAGGGGGCCCCCCUUUCGUGGAAUGCGGCAACAUGGGCGUGUUUGACCGCGGAGUUCAGAUGCUGCUGACCACGGUGGGGGCCUUCGCUGCGUUCAGCCUCAUGACCAUCGCCGUGGGCACGGACUACUGGCUGUACUCGCGCGGCGUCUGCAAGAUCAAGAGCACCAACGAGAACGAGACCAGCAAGAAGAACGAGGAGGUGAUGACGCACUCGGGCCUCUGGAGGACCUGCUGCCUGGAAGGUUCCUUUAAGGGCAUGUGCAAACAGAUAGAUCACUUCCCGGAGGACGCCGACUACGAGGCCGACGCUUCCGAGUACUUCCUACGUGCAGUGCGGGCCUCCAGUAUCUUCCCUAUCCUCAGUGUGAUCCUACUCUUCAUGGGGGGGCUCUGCAUCGCCGCCAGCGAGUUCUACAAGUCACGUCACAACAUCAUCCUCAGCGCCGGAAUCCUCUUUGUCUCUGCAGGCUUGAGCAACAUCAUCGGCAUCAUCGUCUACAUAUCUGCCAAUGCCGGGGAUCCUUCCAAGAGCGACUCCAAGAAGAAUAGCUACUCCUAUGGCUGGUCCUUCUACUUCGGCGCGCUCUCCUUCAUCAUGGCUGAAAUGGUGGGCGUGCUGGCCGUGCACAUGUUCAUCGACCGCCACCGGGAGUUGCGUGUAGGGGCCCGGGCCGCCGACUACCUCCAAGGUGCGGCCAUCACGCGCAUUCCCAGCUACCGCUACCGUUACCGCCGACGCUCGCGCUCCUCCUCCCGCUCCACGGAUCCCUCGCACUCCCGUGAGGCGUCGCCAGUGGGCCUCAAGGCCUUCGGUACACUACCUUCCACAGAGCUGUCCAUGUACACGCUUCCAAAAGGCCAAACAGGCACGCCCACAGCCACCUAUAACUCCACAGAGAGGGACCACAACUUCCUGCAGGUCCACAACUGCAUCCAGAAAGACCUGAAAGACUCGGGCGGCCACAGCAACACCGCAAACCGACGUACCACGCCCGUAUGAAACUGACGGACCUCAGACACUUGAAUAACAAAAAACAUCCAAGGAGACUUUGGGGGGUGGCGGAAAAUGAUAGGUCAUGGUUUGGGUCUUUGAGGGCGAGACGGGGAGAAAGCGGCAGAAGGAGAAGGUCUGUGCACUCGAAAGCACUUCAGAUGAGCUUCUGUUCAAACGGGCAGAAGCAGAAAAAAUGCAUAAAAAAAGAAACAUGCAUGAUUUUGCCAUCUACCAUUGUUUAACAAUUUGUAAAGAGUUCAGGGGGGGGAAAAAGAGGGGUCCGGUGGUGGUCUGUGUCAGGCCACGUGGAGCGCCAGGCCGGGCCCCACUGUCUAUUCAAAAGGCCAACUUUAUAUUUUUUACUCUUCCGCGGCCUACUGAAAAUGGGGCCAUAUUUUGCCCUCGGGCCCCGCCUAAGACCCCGCUCUUGCGCUACCACCCUGACCUCCCUGGACCCCCACUUGUCUCUUUAGUUGCUGUAUCUUCCUUAUUUUCUUCCUUCUUUACAUAAAUACUGUGAACCAUUGCGGUGUAAGAGUUUAGCAGGGAGCACUCCAGGCCGCAAAAAAAAUCUGAAAAAAAGCAAAUAUGUAUUGAUUAUAUAUAAACACAUGAGUAUACUUCUUAAUACAUUAUGACUAGACUUCCCUGGCGCAGAGUAACAAGAAAAAAGAAAUCAAAGUAGCUUACAAGAGAUACAAAGUUGUCAUGGAAGCUAACCUAAGACAAGAUCAUGUGUCAGUGAAGGCUUUGGGCUACUGGUUAGUAAUACCACAUUUAUUUACAGUAAAAAUUAAAAAACAGCAAAAAAAAAAAAAAUCAAAAUCAACAACCUUUUGGCCUUCCGCCAAAACACUGGCUGCCAUCUUUGUUCAGGGUCAGCUUUUGGGGGAAAGAACUGUAGGGAAGACCUCUGAGCCAACAUGAAGAAGACUGUGGACAAUGAGAUGUCACUACUGCCAAAGACACAAAGUAGUGCAGUCGCCGGCGAGGUGAAGCUACGCGAGUCCCCCCCCAAAAAAAAGAAUUUACAUGCAUGCUAAACAAAAUCAUCCAAUCUGCUUUUAAGGAACCCAUGUUUUGAACAAUGAUGCUGCGUAAGGGCAGCAGGCGUGACAAAGUAGAACUUAAUGUUACAGUACUGUGUCUUUUUACAUUUUACUUCUUAUUUUAUUUUUUGAGUGGACCAUCUUGGGGUGGGGCUUCAUUAUGCUUUAAACAAACAAAGCAAGCAUUUGCAUUUGGAGAGGCUUUUUAAAGAAAAAAAUGCUUUUCAUUUGAUUUCUCAUUUCUUUUUUCACGCAGCCUUAGUCUUAUUUUGUCUUUUUUUUUUUUUUUAAAGUUUGUUCUUUGGUUCUGCGUUGUGUUGUUGUAAAUGACAAUUUAAAGAAAAAAAAACAAAAGCGUAAUGUCUUUCAAGGUGCCAAAACUGAAUGAUUCUGAACUUGGAUGCAUCAAGUCCUGAUGAUGAAUAAAAAUUGAACCCCCCUGUAGGGAA